This is a messenger RNA of Raphanus sativus (radish), 1229 nucleotides long. RefSeq names its product HVA22-like protein j. The record is from RefSeq and is a predicted model, not a curated record. The transcript is spliced from 6 exons. Bases 24 to 782 code for a protein of 252 amino acids. NCBI's taxonomy places the organism in Eukaryota, Viridiplantae, Streptophyta, Magnoliopsida, Brassicales, Brassicaceae.
AAAUAAUUCUGAUUUGGUUGAAGAUGUUGGGAGAUUUCAUCAUCAGAUUCCUUGUAUUAAUAUUAGGGUACACAUACCCAGCUUUCGAGUGCUUUAAAACGGUGGAGAAGAACAAAGUUGAUAUCGAGGAACUCAGAUUCUGGUGCCAAUACUGGAUACUAUUGGCGCUAAUUUCAUCGUUCGAGAGGGUUGGCGAUAUAUUUAUCUCAUGGUUACCUUUGUAUGGAGAAAUGAAAGUGGUUUUCUUCGUAUAUCUUUGGUACCCCAAAACUAAGGGAACGAGACAUGUGUAUGAGACAUUGUUGAAGCCAUACAUAGCUCAGCAUGAGACAGAAAUAGACAGAAAGAUUAUGGAGUUGCGAGCUAGAGCUUGGGACUUUUUCAUCUUCUACUUCCACAACUUUGCCAAGGCUGGUCAAUCCACCUUCAUCCAGGCUUUUCAAUAUCUACUCGCCCAAUCGCUCCGGUUCCCUUCCGCAGCCGCAGCUAACCAACCGCCGAACGUAAAUGUGAAAACGCAGCCACCGGUGGAGACAGAAAGUGAACCGCACUCACCCCCCGCACCUAGAGCGUUGAACAAAUCACUAUCUGCGUUGCGAUCGUUAGAGAAGCAAACGAGCACGGGGAGGAAAUGGCCACCACCGUCGACACCAGGCCGAGAAGCAGCCGGAACGUUCAGCGGAGAAGGAGUAGACAUUCCGGAUACAAUCCCGGGAUCACCCAUCGCCGAGGCUCGAGCCAGGCUUCGCCGUGCUAACUCCAGGUCUCAGGCCGCAGCAUAGUAACGUACAUUAAUUAAAUUAACGUGGAGAAACCCUUUCUAAUUUGUUUUAUAUAGGGAAAGAAAAGUGAAAGUUUUGACAAUGUUUGAAAAAAAACAAAACAAGCUGAACUUUUUGUAUGUUCUUGUGGUUUUGUAAAAUUUAAGCAGAAGAAGUCUUAAUGCAAACGAGAACACUUGUGUGUUGGUCAACCAAACCUGGUGUAGAGCUCAUUUAGCAUAUUGUGACGAUGGAAUUGAAUGGUACAACUCCAACACUGUUUUCACUCUUCAAAAUUCACACACAUCCCGUCCUCAUUAUACAAAUAUAAGUUACAUUUUUUUUAAUCCAACAAAUAAUAUAAACCAUAACUUAAAUAAAGAAACAAUCUGAGGCUUAAUUUCCAAAAUUAAAAAAAAAAAAAAACAGAGUGACUCUCAAAGUAGACGCAAUGCAACAAACUCUAUU